AUGGAUAUGGAGGCUGCUUAUGGAGGUAAUUCAGUCAAGAAGGAAGAUCAGGAGAAGAAAGCUGAAUCGAGUGGUGAUGAAGAUUGUUGUACAGAAGAGGUUCUCCAUAAGGUUGGAAAUGGAAGAAGAGCUCAGGACGAUAAAAUAAAUCAAUCCUUACCAAAUCGAAAGGAUUUUACAAGUAGCAUACAGGGCUCUUUCAUGCCUAAGAUGGAAAUGUCAUCCUCAGAAUUCAACUCAAAUGUAUCUUCUUCAGCCCUAGCGGGGCGGGCUGAUCUUCUAAAGUCAACAAAAGCUGAAAUGGGAGAAGUGAUGGAAGAAAAUCAAAAGCUGAGAAUGCACUUAGAUCGAGUGAUGAAGGAGUAUCGGGCCCUUCAGAUGCAGUUCCACGACAUGGUUCAGCAAGAACCAAACAAAUCUAGUAGUACAAUAAGCACUCAUCGAGAAACUGGAGAACCAGAGCUAGUCUCCUUAAGUCUGGGAAUGAGUUCGAGUGAUGGGAAGAAAGACGAUCAUUUUUCUAGAAAAAUCCAUGGGAAAGAAAAGGUUGAUAACGAUGAUGAUGAUAAAGAAGUGCUGGCUCUUGGAUUGGACUGCAAGUUUGAAUUGCCAAAAUAUCAAGAAAAUGAGCCUUCACCUAAUCCCAGCCUGGAGGCUAGCUCAGGAGAAGUUAAGGAAGAAGAAGGUGGUAAAACAUGGCCACCAAAAAAUAGCCUCAAGAAUGUAAGAAAUGAAGAAGAUGAGGUUUCCCAACAAAACCCUGCCAAAAGAGCUAGGGUUUCUGUGAGAGUCCGAUGUGACACCCCAACGAUGAACGAUGGAUGUCAAUGGAGGAAAUAUGGACAGAAGACUGCAAAAGGAAAUCCAUGCCCUAGAGCUUAUUAUCGUUGUACAGUUGCCCCCAACUGCCCAGUAAGAAAGCAGGUGCAAAGAUAUGCUGAGGACAUGUCCAUUUUGACAACCACAUAUGAAGGAACACACAACCAUCCCCUUCCUAUCUCCGCCACAGCAAUGGCUUCCACCACUUCGGCUGCCGCUUCCAUGCUAAUGUCCGGCUCGACAACCUCCACUUCCGGCCUAUCUCCUUCCGCAGCCUCGAUUUUGUCCUCCGCUAGUUUCAAUGGACUAAACUUUUACCUCUCAGAUAAUACAAAGCCAACGCCAAUUUACCUGCCAAAUUCUUCACUCUCAUCAUCAUCUUCAUGUCCAACAAUCACCCUAGACCUCACUACGAGCUCAAAUGCUUCAUCCCAUCUAGGCAAACUAGGCAGUUUUCCUCCUGGAUCAUAUUCUACAACACAGAAUCUCAACUUCAGCUCUCUUGAGUCCAAUGCAUUACCUCUCUCAUGGAGCAAUGGGCUUCAAGAAACCCAUUAUCAAUCUUAUUUACAAAAGAACAAUUCUAUGUCGAACUCUUCUUCACAGCAAUCUCUACCAGCAGAAACCCUUGCAGCUGCAACUAAAGCAAUCGCAUCAGACCCUAGCUUCCAAUCUGCAUUAGCAGCUGCUCUCACGUCCAUCAUUGGCCCCGGUACCAGUAGCACAGCCAGAGUUCUAGGAAGCCAAACUGCAGCAGAUAAAUCCGGCCAUAACUUGAAGCUGAAUGAUCAGUCAUUUCCUAUUCUUUCUAGCUUCCCACCAUCCACUUCAACUGUCAAUAAAUGUGCUUCAACCUUUCUCAGUUCUUCCAACCCACCAUCUUCAGCGAAUUCUCAGCCUGGAAGCUUGAUGUUUUUAUCACCUUCAUUGUCAUUCCCUAGUCCCAACAAUAACUCUACAUCCAAUGUGAGAUUGCAUUAAUAAUAAACUUUGAUAGGCAUUUGACAUUUUAAUUGUUAAGAUUUUAGACUGCCAUAGAAGUUGGUGA
Coffea eugenioides is the source of this 1867-nucleotide messenger RNA. RefSeq names its product probable WRKY transcription factor 61. Gene Ontology annotation, molecular function: DNA-binding transcription factor activity; sequence-specific DNA binding. Gene Ontology annotation, biological process: regulation of DNA-templated transcription. The transcript has 7 exons. The record is from RefSeq and is a predicted model, not a curated record. Bases 1 to 1800 code for a protein of 599 amino acids. NCBI's taxonomy places the organism in Eukaryota, Viridiplantae, Streptophyta, Magnoliopsida, Gentianales, Rubiaceae.